Papaver somniferum (opium poppy) is the source of this 1794-nucleotide messenger RNA. RefSeq lists its product as uncharacterized. The transcript has a single exon. NCBI's taxonomy places the organism in Eukaryota, Viridiplantae, Streptophyta, Magnoliopsida, Ranunculales, Papaveraceae. The coding region runs from base 1 to 1794 and encodes 597 amino acids. The record is from RefSeq and is a predicted model, not a curated record.
AUGGUUGCUAACAAUCCUUCUUUUCCUGAGAGUUUUUACACCUUGAGUUUCAUUAGUGGGUUAAAAGAGGAGAUCCGGACUAUGGUGCAAAUGUUUAAACCUGAUAAUACUACAGCAGAUUUUUACUUGGCUAUAUUGCAGCAAGCUUCUAUGCAUCACCAGCAUAAAUCAACUAAAUCCUUCUCUAAACCAUUUGCUCCUUCACCACUUUUUGUUUCCCACCCACCAUCUACUAUCAAACCUUUUUUCACUCCAUCCUCCAUAUUUACUAAGCACGCUGCAUCAUCAUCAUCCCCCAUUUUGACUCAUCCUACUACACCCACUAAAACAUCCCCAGACAACUCUCUCCCUCCUGUUAAACGACUCACCCAUGCACAGAUGCAGGUUAGGAAAGACAAAGGGAUUUGUUAUAACUGUGAUGAGUUUUACAGAGAAGGGCAUAUAUGUAAAACUCAACAAAUGUUUAUGUUUAUUGCUGAUGAGGACCUUGAAGGACAUGAAUCAUUAUCAACUGAAGAUGUCUCUGAAGACUCUUCUUCAACUCCUGAUUCUCCCAUCGACAUUUCUUUACAUGCCUUGACAGGAAAUGUUUCCCCUGACACAAUUAGAAUUGAUGGUCAUCUUAAUAAGCACUCUGUCAUUAUCCUUAUUGAUACAGGAAGAACCCAUAGUUUCAUUGAUGCUAAUUUAACUUCAAAGUUGGGUCUACAUGUUUCUCCAACUGGACAAAUGCUUGUCACAGUUGCUAAUGGAGAUAGCACUCUCAGUCAAGGUGUCUGCCACAACCUACAUUGGGAUAUGCAAGGCCAUCAAUUCUCUGCACAUUUACGAGUUCUUCCUCUUGGCGGUUGUGACAUUGUUUUAGGAGCUGAUUGGUUGCGCCAACUUGGUGAUGUUACAUUCAACUUCAGUCAAUUGAGCAUUUCAUUUCUACAUCAAGGCAGCCAUAUCACACUUCAGGGUAUCACUUCUAAACCUUCUAUAAGCAUGAUUAGUGGUUAUUCAUUGAAGAAGUUUAUUAAGAGUAAUACUUCAGCCCUAAUUGGCCAGUUUUUCUCUAUUUCUACAACUCAUGUACUCCCACCUCCACCUGCAGUUUCUACACUAUUAGGGACAUUUGUAGAUGUUUUUGCAGAGCCUACUGGCCUUCCACCCUCUAGAUCACUUGACCACAAGAUUCCACUCAAACAUGGGUCUAACCCCACUUCUCAAAGACCAUAUAAAUUCCCUUUUAUACAUAAGUCUGUCGUGGAGUCAUUGGUCUCUAAAAUGCUAUCUAGUGGAGUGAUCCAACCCAGCCAUAGACCAUUUGCUUCUCCUAUUCUCUUAGUCAAGAAUAAGGAUGGUACUUGGAAUUUUUGUGUCGAUUAUCGAAAGCUUAAUGAUAUUACGGUCAAGGAUAAAUUUCCUAUUCCUAUUAUUGAAGAAUUGUUGGAUGAGUUGAAUGGUUCUGUGGUAUUUUCCAAGAUUGAUCUUCGUUCUGGGUAUUACCAAAUCCGGUUUUAUGCACCUGACAUUCACAAGACUGUUUUUCGCACUCAUCAAGGCCAUUACGAGUUCAGAGUUAUGCCAUUUGGUCUUACUAACGCCCCUGCAACCUUUCAAGCAUUCAUGAAUGAGGUGUUUCAGCCAUAUCUCCGUAAGUUUGUCCUUGUGUUUUUCGACGACAUCUUAGUCUACAAUCCAUCCAUUACAACACACAUAGAACACCUUCAACUUACUUUAUCCUUGUUAAGGAAGCAUUCUUUAUUCGCAAAGAUGUCGAAAUGUGCCUUUGCUCAGCGACAACUAUAA